Calidris pugnax (ruff) is the source of this 2489-nucleotide messenger RNA. It is a transcript of the gene SGTA, whose product is annotated as small glutamine-rich tetratricopeptide repeat (TPR)-containing, alpha. The record is from RefSeq and is a predicted model, not a curated record. Gene Ontology annotation, molecular function: protein binding; molecular adaptor activity. Gene Ontology annotation, cellular component: membrane; TRC complex. Gene Ontology annotation, biological process: post-translational protein targeting to endoplasmic reticulum membrane. Lineage: Eukaryota; Metazoa; Chordata; Aves; Charadriiformes; Scolopacidae. The transcript has 12 exons. Bases 8 to 1036 code for a protein of 342 amino acids.
GGGGCGCAUGCGCAGUGCUCAGCCCGCCCCGGCCCAGGCCAGAGUCGGGGCGCCCGAUUUUUUGGAAGUUGUCCCAAGCUGCCCGCAGCCUCCCGGGAUGGCAGACCAGAAGCGCCUUGCCUACUCCAUCAUCCAGUUCCUACACGACCAGCUACAGAAUGGGGGUCUGUCUCCAGAUGCCCAGGAGAGUUUGGAAGUGGCCAUCCAGUGCCUGGAGACAGCAUUUGGGGUCUCGAUGGAAGACCAAGGCCUCGCUGUGUCCCAGACUCUUCCUGAAAUCUUUGAAGCUGCUGCAGGAAAGGCACCCGAGCACAUCCGAACGAAUUCGGAGCCCGUCACCCCCUCUGAAGAUGACAUUGCUGAAGCUGAAAGGCUCAAGACUGAAGGAAACGAACAAAUGAAGGCAGAGAACUUUGAAGCUGCUGUGUCUUUCUAUGGAAAAGCAAUUGAACUAAAUCCAUCCAACGCUGUGUAUUUCUGCAACAGAGCUGCUGCUUACAGUAAACUAGGAAAUUACGCCGGAGCGGUGAGAGACUGUGAAAGAGCUAUAGGCAUCGAUCCAAACUACAGCAAAGCUUAUGGCAGAAUGGGCUUGGCCCUCUCCAGUUUAAAUAAACACACAGAAGCUGUCGUUUACUACAAAAAAGCCCUGGAGCUGGAUCCAGACAACGACACCUACAAAUCCAACCUUAAAAUAGCCGAACAGAAAAUGAAGGAGACUCCAAGCCCUACCGGAGGCCCAGGAGGAUUUGAUUUAGCUGGUUUGCUGAAUAACCCUGGCUUCAUGAGUAUGGCGUCUAACCUAAUGAACAACCCGCAAGUACAACAGCUCAUGUCCGGGAUGAUUUCUGGUGGCCACAAUGCCAUGGGAGCUGCUGGCACCAGCCCCUCCACCAACGACCUCGCCAGCCUCAUACAGGCGGGCCAGCAGUUCGCUCAGCAGAUGCAGCAGCAGAACCCUGAACUCAUAGAGCAGCUACGAAGCCAGAUUAGGAGUCGAACUCCAAGUGCCAGUAACGAAGAUCAGCAGGAAUGAGCCCUUCAGCGCAGUCCGUGGGAACUAUGUUCUUUGCUUUAAAAACUGGAAGCCAUGUGCGUGUUGCCAUUUCUUGAGUUGGAAGUGUCCAAGAGGGGGAAAAAAAAAAAACAAUGGAAAAAAAACAAAAACCAAAACACUUUAUAUGACCUGCAUGUUAAAGACAGAUUCACGCUUUCUUUCCCUUAGUCUUCGUCCCUGCUCCUCCCUCUCAGCCUUUCCAUUAGGUUUUUUGUUUGUUUGUUUGUUUUUUUUUGUCUUCUGGAAGAUCCAGGAAGCUGAACACAAACCAGCAUCGACAGUCUUUCUAAAGAAACUGGGGAAAAAAAAUUAAUAUUAAUAAUAACUACACUGUUACAUUUCUAUGUUAUUUGCUACAUGGGAAUUUUUUUAAACCCGUUUUUGAAGAACGACAUGCUCGUCACUAUGGGAUGUCUUCGCUUUCCUGCCCACGUGCCACUUCAAAGAAGUGUUUUGAGUCCUACCUAACACCCCCCUCCUGCCCCCCUUUCAUCCUCCUGCCGGUUACGGACGGUGAUGUUUUGUGGAGCUCCCGGGACCUUCUCGCCUCCAGGAAAUGGGGGGGUUUCUGUUGGUUUUUAGAUUCUCGUUCAGGUUCUGUAGCGCCGUGGCCAGUGUUGAUAAACCCUUGGGGGCUCGGUGGUCGCCUCCCAAAAAUGGGUCUAGAUGUGUGGGAGUUGGGACUGGCCGGGUAGAACGUGCCCCCCAGUGAUUUCUGGGAGGCUCCCUGGGCUUCUUCCCCCCCCCCAAGUCCUACACAAAAAACGUGUCUAGUGUUUAGUAAUUAUGGCUACGUUGUUGGAACCAUCCAAUCUGUGAAGUAGUGGGGUGGACAGUAAGAAAGGUAUGAUGUUUUGUUGGUGUUUAAAAGGGGUUUGGUGGUUGUUUUUCGGUUGGUUUGGUUGUUUGGUUUUUUUUUUCCCCCCUCCUGUUUUUUUUUAAUUUGUCUUUUAUGCAUGUGAGUGAUCAGCCUGGGUGACUGUGCUUAGGGUGGGCCCGAGUAGGGAGCAGAAGGAAUAAAAAAGCUGCUUGGAUGGUGGAAAAUCAAGCGGCCACUGAUUCCCUGAGCCAUUAUCCUUUGGCACAGCGGGUGUGAGAUUGGGGUUGUAGCCAAUUCGAGCCCUCCCAGUGCCCCCCCUCCUUCCUGGGGUGAGCAGAGAGCUCCAGCCAGUUCCCCUACAAGUCACUAGACUUUUAUAUCCACCUCGGAAUUGUUUUUAAAGUAGUUACUCGAUCAGGGUGGGGAGGGCAAAAAGCAUCUGCUCUGAAGGGGGGGGGGUGGGUGUGAGAUGGGAAAAGACCCCUUCAGGAGAUCAGGUACAGCUGAAGAUUAAUAUCAAGGGGGAAAAAAACACAAUAAUGAUUUGUAAAUGCUCCAUAAAGUAAUAUGUGGUUCAUGUAACUUGUGAAGAAUAAAAUAUUUGGACACUUU